AUGACCCAAGAACUACGUAUAAAGGGGUCUGCGAGUCGAGACGACGCUACGAACCUCAAGUCAGCUGGCGAAACGAACUCAAUGGAUAUCGAUUCAACUGGAAAUCAUAGCUCCGCUUUGAAAAAUCGUAUUGAAGACCAAAAACCCUCUUGUGGUGGUAUUCCGUCACUGUUGCAGAGGUUAAGCGUAGCCCCUGACCCGGGCAACUCGAACGACCAAGGCGGUGGAGGAAAAACCCGUCCUCACGACGGGGAAGGUGGAGCAGGCCCUGAAGCCAAACGGCCGCGAACGGACCAAGGGCCUCAAACCAACGUUCCAAUAGCUCGCAUCCCAACAACAAUACUCGCGGAGGAGGGCCUCCUCGCCACCCUCGAAACAGAGGUCCUCAUACCGAUAACGGCGACAGUCACAUCAACAACUGGCAGCCUCGACAUAAUCGAGGUCAGGCGGCUUGGCGAGGAGGUGGAGGUGGAAGAAGAGGCCGGUCACACAAUCGACCGUACGACGGCCAGCAGAGGUGGCGUAACGACUUCAACCACAAUCGAGGGGGAUAUCAUGGUGGAGGAGGUCAGGGCCACCAUCCUCCGAAUGGAUAUCACCAAUGGCAGGGGUUUCAUCAGCAUCAGGGAGGCCAGGGUCGGUACCCUCAGCACCAGUCACUAUCCCCAAGAUGGAACCUAUCCAAAGCAAGGUCAUAACCAAGGCUGGAAUGACGGUGGUCGCGGCGUUUCCCAGCAUCCUCAAAGCCAGGGGUAUCACGACCAAAGACAACAGCGACCCGAUGGGAAGAACGAACCUCCACCAGAGCCAGGAAGUUACAGCACUAACGGAAAGGGUGCGGAGGAUCGAGACGGCGGAUACGAGAGCGACAGAGGGCCGCCGGAUGAAUACAAGAGAGAGCAGAGGAAUAGGAGCAGAAGUAGUCGGAAGGGGAGCUACUAUAGCCCAAGCAGUCGGGAGGGGAGCUACUAUAGCCCAAGCAGUCGGAAGGGGAGCUACUAUAGCCCAAGCCGGAGCAGAAGUAGAAGUGACGGACGCAGGAGCAGGAGUCGGAGCAGAAGUCAACAGCGGGAUGGGUCGAAGGAUGUGGAGCGGCCCCGGAGCAAGGGACGAAGUAGGGGCAGGGAGCGCAGUAGGAGCAGAGAGCGCAGUAGAAGCAGAGAGCGCAGUAGGAGCAGAGAGCGCAGUAGGAGCAGGGAACGCAGUAGGAACAAGAAGAGUGGGGACCGAGACGGAAGAGGUAAAGACCGGUCCAAGAGGAAAGGAAGCAGAGAGAGACGUAGAGACGAUAAGAGGAGCAGAAGCAGAAGUAGGGAAAGGACUCGGGAGCCGGAUUCGAAGAGAGGUGGGAAGCGAGAUCGGGAUAGACAUCGAGAUGGGGGUAGAGACAGGCACAGGAAGGAUCACAAGUACAAGGAGGGCGACAAGUAUAGGGAUGGAGACAAGUAUAGGGAAGAUGACGGGUAUAGGGACGAUGACUGGUAUAGGGAAGAUGACAAGUACAGGGACGGCGAUGGGCGCAGAGACGGAGACAGGUAUAAGGACAGUGAUAAGCACAGGGGAGGAGACAAAAACAAAGACGGGGAUAGGCACAGAAGUGGGAACAGGGAUAGGCGCGACGACCAUAAGGAUCGAUACCAUGAUCGACGAGACGACAGCAGAAGACCCAGUACCUCCGGCACCCACGACAGGGACGCUCUCGACAACUGGGAAGUCGAACGGGUCGCCCUCUUGGAAGAUAACGAAGCGCUCUAUCUUAAAAACAGAAACCUCGAAGAUCAACUAUCGCAAUGUCAGGCCGAAUGGCGAGAGAAAUAUGACCAGCUGGAGCGGCAGCUUCACGAUGAGCGAGCAGUACACCAGGAACUGAAGAUCGACCUCCAAACCAAGGCUGAAACUCAAGCAGCGGAACAUAACACGACCCUCAACAACCUCGCCGCUCUCCAACAGCGACAUGAACAUCUCGAAAACCUCCACCGCAGCGCGACAACCCAACUCCAAGAGUGUCAAAAGAAGAUGUCCGAUAUGUCUGCCCUGCUCGAGAUGCGCACGUCAGAACUCAAAGGGGCACAGACCUUCCUCACCAAAGCCGACAAAUUCGCUGGAGCGGACAUCACACGGAUGGUCGAAAACCUCAACUCGGAGAUCUUCCAGUGCUGCGCGCAGACGGCGGAGAUGGUCUUGGAGGAUCCUGAUAACGCUGCUCCUAAGGGCGAAGAGCAAGGGAAAGAGGAUCCAGAGGGCCAGGUUCGAAGGGAGGAGGUGGAGAAGAUUCUUGGAAGGAGACUGGUAGACUUGUUGGAGAAGAAUUCGUUGAAGAGUCGGGAUAUGCUGCCCCUCCAGGUUGCGCUGCAGAUUACAGUGACCCAUCACUGCGAAUCUCUUAUCAACGCUUUCGAUUUCGCUGAUACCCAUUCAAAUCAGAAACUGUGGGAUAUCUAUCUUGGAAUCGCUUCUAAAGAGGAACAAGCAGUCGCAGGACGCUGGCGCGCACUCAUGAUGAGCCAACUCAAACCAAGCACCGACUCCUUCAUCCAGCACCUCCUCGACGACCUAACACGCGUCAUGCUCCUCUCCGGCGGUUCCAAGUCGAGCCCGCGCUGGACCGAAACCACCACCUCCCUCAAAGACCAACUCCUACCCAUCGCACAGAGCGUCUUCACAUUACGCACGGCAAUCGGCGAGGGCGUGACGUCGAUGGAUCUCCGACCUGUGCGGCCUCGGUUCGACGAACCGUUCGAUGCAGCGAAGAUGGAGAGUUCGUACAACGAGGAGUGGUUGAAGGAUGCAGGGGAGCCGCCUAUCAUGGGUACGAUCGAGCUGGGGCUUCAAAAGGUCGUGGUGGCCAAGGGCUCCUCUUCUCCAACUUCUUCCCAGAAUCCUUCGAAUUCCCCUGGUUCAUCGACUCCUGCCGCGAUGCCCCAGAUCCAGCAAGCCGACGUCAUGAAGAAGGCGAGUGUGAUAAUGCCUCAGACGUUGGAGGGUAUCGUGGAGGAGAUGGGAGGGCCUUCGUAA
Messenger RNA from Coprinopsis cinerea okayama7#130, 3015 nucleotides. RefSeq lists its product as hypothetical. Bases 1 to 3015 code for a protein of 1004 amino acids. Lineage: Eukaryota; Fungi; Basidiomycota; Agaricomycetes; Agaricales; Psathyrellaceae. The transcript is spliced from 6 exons. The record is from RefSeq and is a predicted model, not a curated record.